AUGGGAGACGAAGCAAAAGCAAAAGAGUUCUUGGACAAGGCAGAGAAGAAAGCAAAGUCUGCAAGCAGCGGAUUAGGAAAGUUGUUUGGUGGAGGUAGCAGCAAGCUAGAAGAUGCUGCCGACGAGUUUACAAAGGCUGGUAAUCUAUAUAAAAUGGCAAAGAAGUGGGACCAAGCAGGAGCAGCAUUUCAAAGAGCAGCAGAAUGUUAUAUAAAGAGUAGUAAACAUGAUAGUGCACAAGCAUACAUUAGUGCAAGUCAAUGUUUUAAAAAGGGUAAUGUGAGCAGUGCAGUCACCUGUCUCAAGGCAGCCAUUGAAUACUACACAGAUGAAGGUCGGUUUGCUAUUGCUGCCAACCACCAAAAGGAGUUGGCAGAGAUGUAUGAAGCCGAGGGAGACUUGGACCAAGCCUGUCAAUGCUAUCAGACGGCAGCCGACUUUUACGAGGGUGAGAGCAGUUCAGUGUCGUCACAACAAUGUCUACUCAAGAUUGCCCAGAUCUCUGCACAAUUGGAACGUUUCGAAAGAGCUAUAGAGAUUUAUGAAAAGGUGGCUGCUGGUUCAUUGGACAAUAAUCUCAAGCAGUUUGGUGUCAAGGAAUACUUUUUACGUGCCAUUCUCUGUUAUUUGGCCAACGAUGAUUUGGUCGGUGGCGAGCGUGCCCUCCAACGUUACAAGGACAUGCAAGCUUCGUUUUCAUCGUCUCGCGAGUGUCGUCUUUUAGAGGACAUCAUCGCUGCUUGCAGAAAGAAUAAUGUCGAGGAGUUUACCGAUGCCAUCGGUGAAUUUAACAGUGUCACUCAACUAGACGCUUGGAAAACUGCUGUUCUCCUUAAAGUAAAACAAACUCUUACAAAGGAAGAAUCAGUUCAGUAA
Cavenderia fasciculata is the source of this 876-nucleotide messenger RNA. RefSeq names its product soluble NSF attachment protein alpha isoform. The record is from RefSeq and is a predicted model, not a curated record. Gene Ontology annotation, molecular function: syntaxin binding; soluble NSF attachment protein activity. Gene Ontology annotation, biological process: intracellular protein transport; SNARE complex disassembly. The coding region runs from base 1 to 876 and encodes 291 amino acids. Lineage: Eukaryota; Evosea; Eumycetozoa; Acytosteliales; Cavenderiaceae. The transcript is spliced from 2 exons. Gene Ontology annotation, cellular component: SNARE complex; vacuolar membrane.